This is a messenger RNA of Adineta steineri, 1092 nucleotides long. The record is from the annotation of a GenBank genome assembly. Lineage: Eukaryota; Metazoa; Rotifera; Eurotatoria; Adinetida; Adinetidae.
AUGUUUAAUGAUCAACAAUAUAUUAUUCCUUCUAUUUAUAAAUUAAAAAUUAAUCGAAUCUAUAUACCAAUAUCGAAAAUUUUUCAAAAUAUACAUAUGAUGAACAGUUUGAUUGUUAAUAUUCCAUCGGCAACACAAAGAACAAGAUUCAAUAAAAAGAUUAUACAACAAUUAACAAAAGCAUUUAAUAACGAACAAUAUCUUGCAUCAUUAUCUAUACCUGUUCAAGAACAACAAGUAUCAAUAGUACCAUCAUCAUCAUCUACACAAAUUUCAAUUGAGCAUUUCAUGAAUAAGAAAAAUAAAACAGAUCCUACUCUUUCUUCUGUCAUACAAAUUGAACAAUCACUAUCUUUACCUCUCACACAACCGAUUCCACAUUCUAUUAUUAAUAGCAAACCGACAACAAACAGAAUUUUUAAUGCAACAAAUUCAACAUAUUUUCUACAUUCAUCAGAAUACGUUAGUUUAACACCUAUUAAUUCUUCAUCAAAAAAAACUUUAGAAUUACUAAAUACUAACGAUGAUAAAUCAUUCAAUCAUGUACGCUACUAUCAAAUCGGCAGUAUUUUCACUUCAACAAGCACAUUUAUUAUGCAUCAAAAUGAAGUUAUUGCUCAUGCAACUGCUUCUAACCCGUUUCUUUCAGACACUAUUUUCAUUAUUAUAAUUGCAACUCUCACAAUUAUUAUUCUUCUCUUUUGUUUCGGUUUCUUUUGUCUAUGCCGUCGUACAACAAAACGUAAUAUAUCGCCUUCAUUUUAUGGUAGUAGUUAUACAGGGUUACAUGGACAUUCAUUUACAAUACCUAUUGAUGAUGAUGAUUAUCAUCAUCAACAAAUUUCAAAUCAUAAAAAUGAUAUUUCGUCAUCGUCUAUCCAAACAAAACCAUCAAUAAAUCAUCCUUCAUUGAUGAAUGAUAGAAUACUUUUGCCACAAACAGUUGCUUUACAUCAUACUGCUAAACAAAAAGCUCAAAUAAGUAAAAAUAAACUGAAGAAGAAACGAGUUGGAUUUUGUUGUUGUACAUCGAAAAAAACUAAAUCAACAAUAGUCAAUGCACAAACUCGAAUAAAAAGAAAUGAUAUGUAA